Messenger RNA from Schistocerca piceifrons (Central American locust), 4472 nucleotides. RefSeq lists its product as uncharacterized. The coding region runs from base 155 to 898 and encodes 247 amino acids. The record is from RefSeq and is a predicted model, not a curated record. NCBI's taxonomy places the organism in Eukaryota, Metazoa, Arthropoda, Insecta, Orthoptera, Acrididae. The transcript is spliced from 6 exons.
CGCAGACGGUUUUGUUGCAUGACAUCGUCUGCUUGUGUGUUUUGCGCAACUGUGGGCUUUAUUUGUGACGACAUAAAUGUUGUGUUUUUCAUGCAGUUGCAUGCGAAUACUGUCAACAAAAUAGCACAACGUUUCGAAGCUUUUGUGUGAGGAAAUGUCUACCUGGACAAACGAAUUUGACGUCUUCAGGGACCUCGAUAGACUGUCAGGACUUGGAAGAAGUAAUGUAACGUAUCCUUCUUUGAACGCCUUUGGUAGAGGAAAGCUGAUAAUCAAGGAAGAUCGAAAUGGAAGAAAAACGAGGGUUGCUCAGUUUUCACCACCACCUAAAAUCCCAGUGCCACAGAGUUGUCUGGAAGAACAACAACCCAGUAAGAUGCAAGAUGAAACAACAUGGGAAAGAGAUAGAGACCUUUAUUUGCAGCUGAGAGAGAUUUGUGGACGUGGCUACUCUAAUGAAUUGAUAGAGGAGGAGUUUGGACAAACAGAGUGCCACAGCCAAGAACAAUUGAAUGGUAUUUCUUGCGAUACUGGUGUUGAAGAUUUGCUGGAAGAAGCAAGCAACAAAUUAAUUCUCUCUGACAAAGAGCAUACAACCUUGGCAUUAAAUAAAUCAGCAUCUUCACAGCUUCAGGCUUCGAAUACUGAAUUAGUAUUACCUGGUGCAAAGCAUUCACAACCAAGACUUUUUGUGCAUCCUCCAAAGCUGAAACCUAGCCGUAAUGCUCUACUGAAUAGCCUAGCCCGCAGGAAAAUUUUGCAGCUGUCUGACGAACCAGAAAUGACUGAUCUUCCCAUCACUUGCCAUGAAAGAGGAACUGGCUGUUUUGCAGAGGAUGUCAUUCCCAGUGAUAAAUGUCCACCAGUGUAUCGAGACGAGUCGAGCUGCUCUGAGUAACCUGAUGCAUGUGCACUGCCCAAGUGCCCAUGAUCUGUGAUGUGUUGGCCGCUACCUGCUUGGCUGUGCCGACCCCGUCGUUCGCCUUGGCUGCUGCUGCUACAGCUGCUUCUGCUAAGUCUGCUGCUGCUGCUGAACCCUGACCCUUGGUUUCAAACCUGUGAAGUGCAGGCUGCUCGGGCACCUCUGUGCAUGGUAGAUCUGCACUGUGUGCUGUUGUAGCCCUGAGUUACCCUGCACCCGCCAGCACUCCCUUCGGACUCUGCUGUUGUGGGGCGAAACUCCUACUUAUGGUGAUAGUUGCCACAGCUUCUUGUAGUUUGCCACUGCCUAAAUGCACAUCUGAUAUGGUGACUAGCUCUGUGAUGAACUGUGAUUAGAUCCAACCAGCUGCCUGCCUGCAACUGCUGCCAACAACUUCUCUAAAACUUCUCUAAGACUUGUUGCCAACACUAUCUGCUUGGUGUGUCCUGCUGCCAACUUUUGUUACUCUUUUCCCUGUACGUGCUUGGCAUGACUUAGUGUUAAGGGCUGCUUGCCACAUUAUUGAUGGUAUUUGUGCAUUAUUGUUAAGCAUUCUUCAGAGCCUGGGUGGAGGGGUAGAGAUGCCUGUCAGUAUGGUCAUACACUGCAUCCUCUGAGUAACCUGAUGCAUGUGCACUGCCCAAGUGCCCAUGAUCUGUGAUGUGUUGGCUGCUACCUGCGUGGCUGUGCCGACCCCAUCGUUCGCCUUGGCUGCUGCUGCUCAUGACGUAGGUCCGUCCCACCAAAAGGCCCUCUCUCUUUCUCCCUCUCGUCCCAUGCUCUCUAACCAGAGGUGCUGCCCUCCUAUUAUUCUUAAUUAGUCCGUGUCAAUGGCUCUGCUGUUAGAAUACACAAGGCCCACUUUGUGUAUUAAUAUCUUACAGCUAUUUAGCUCCUUCCCACACACGGCUAUCCAUCCACCUGGUGUCUGACCAGCCUGCACUUCCAGUUCUGUGGCUCCGUGUGUGUGUGUGUGUGUGUGUGUGUGUGUGUGUGUGUGUGUGUGUGUGAUGAUGUAAAUCCCAAAAAAUCACCCUAUUUGCUUGGCUGUCUUUAAUGCAGGUUUGUGACUGUAUACAAAAUAAAAAAGUUUGGCAGCUGCUCCUUGUUAACAAUAUAAACAUUCACUCAUUUCAUAUUGUUGAAGGCUUCCCUUUGAUUAGAUUUAUGGAAUACUGUGGACGAAUAAGUGACUAGUAGGUAAUUACAGUUACCAUGUGUUUUCUGUGUUUUGUUUAAAUGAUAUUCUGUUAGUUUUUUAUCAUUUCAAAGAAUUUUAAAUUACUUGCUACAGUAACAGCGUAGAGGGCCCUUCGGUUUACUUGCCCAGCACCUUCAUGUGCAACUGUGUUGAUUAGUGUUAAUAUAUGAGACCUUGGAGAACAAAGACCAUAAAGAGGAUAUGUAACUGUCGGUGAGAGAGAUUAGAGAGUUAUCACUUUUUCUGAUCACAGUUGUCCCUCCCUCUUCUGGGUACCUUGUCUUCCAUUUAUUGGGAUUAUUUCAAGCAUUGAACUUGAGUUGUCAACACGCACAUAAACAUAAACCAGACUGAAUACUUGAUGUGAAUUUUUCAACCUUGUUUAAGUGCUUUAGAUGACUCAGUGCCUCUACUAUGCUGUGAGUUGUUACCUUUACUGCUAAGUUAUUUACAUUCUGCCAGAGUUUUCCAUACUAUAUGAACAUUAAGCUUUUUUUUUUUUUUUAGUGAUAAAUGAAGUGACAUAAAUAAACCAUUCAGAAUCUUAUUUUACCAUUAACUAAUUGUUCAGUGUGAGUGUUUCAAUUGCUGUGUACCUCAUGUGGUUUACAAAUGAAUUAGUUGUGGCUUAACUAUGGGCAGUAACUGAAAGCUAGUCAUCGCUUUCUAUUUCUAUGGUGUGCAAUAUAUACAACAUUAUUUUGGUAUUGUAUAUUAAUAUCAAGAGAAUAUCAAAAUUAUAUUUUUCAUAGUCAUUAGAAAUAUUUAAUUAACUCCACUGAAGAUAAGCUACUGUAGGAGGAGUGUAUGAGAAUAACAGAAAAAAUUCUUUCAUUAAAAGGAAUGUUACUGCUUGUAAUGUUCCACAUUUAUUGCAAGUAAAUCCAGAAGUAAUUCUCUGACCUAAGUUCAGACCAGGAUAAAGAUUAUAUUAUGAAAAGAGUAGACUUCUACUCAUUGCAUAGUGAUGUUGACUUGCAGACAGUCACCACAAAAAUACUAGCAAGCACAUAAGCUUUCGGCCAAGAUAUUUUGACAUUUGUCAGCGUGAUGGUCAGCAUUUAACUAACUCAUUUGGGAAGGUGUGUGGAAGUUAGCAACUGGUGAUUUGCUCAUGGAACUAUCAUGGUGUGUUUGCUGGGAAAAAAUUAAGUAAAACAUAGAAACUGUGCAUUAUUUCAAGUGGCUAAUUAAUCUGAACAUUUUCAUUUCUAAUAAGAGGUUAGUUUCUAAACUACUGUGCCAUUUCACUUCGUAUAAAUUAAGAUAUGAAUUAUGAGGUAGCAAAACCUUAGCUCCAUAGCAGAAGUGCAAAAUUGGUAUUGCAUUUUCUGUAUUAAUGUGUUAGAAAUCAAUACUGAAAAUAGUGAUUCAUGUCUUGUUUCCACUAUAGUUAUUUGUUUGAAAACAAUGUGAGUAUAUUAACUUGCAUUUCAGUGUUUGCUUUACAAAGAAAUACUUAUAUGAAUUAAUUAUUAAGAGUUAAAGUUUCUUUUCUAUCUAAUGGGUAAACAGAAUUUCUAAAGUGCCUGUGUUAUCUGCAUGGCUUUGGUAAUACAGUGUAUAGUGAAGAUGAUGGGAUGGCUGAAGCAGAAUUGUGUUCAGAAUUUCAUCAGAUUCCAAAUUUCUUCCUAAUGAGUGAUUAACAAUAUUAAUGCUAGCAAUACAAAAGAAAGGGAAAAAAGCAACUCUGGACUUGUGCUGUAAAGAAGGAUGUUAAGUACUUCAGAGCAAAUACCUGGAAAAUGCAAUGACAACCCGUGUUCAUUAACACCAGAUAACCAUCUGUGGUGACACUCCUUACAAUCUUGUAUGGGGAGAAGUUACCACCAAAUGAUUCUUUUGGAACAGUGAUGCGAAGUGUCACUUUUCUCCAUGGGUUGUUUUUUCAUUGUUGAACUGUUGUGCCAUAUCUUUGUCACUCAGUAUCUUAACUGAAUGUGUGUUAAAUACAUAUUAGAAGCAGUGUUGCGUUUGAGAUAGUUGGAUAAAUCAGUUGCUGGUAAAUACUCAUUUGCUUUGGUCUGCUUUUUUAAAUAUGUAUUGUGUAUAUGGUUGAGAGGGGAUGAGAGAGGAUUUUAUUUUACAUUCAUGCAUUUAAGAAGUUGAACCACAUUUUCUGUGGUUAAAGAAAUGUUUGUACCAAUGAUACUGUUACAUUGUACCUGUAAACUUUUAAUUAAAAAAACAUUCCAUCACUGAGCACAUAGUGCAAUGAUGUAUUUCAAAAAUGACUAAUGAGUAGAAUGUUGCAAUGAUGUGUAUUGUUUGGUUGUUAUAUUGAUGAGGAAGACAGAUUAAGUGUUUCAAAUGAUAUCCUGUGAAUAAAAUAUGUCUGUAACCUGUGAA